GUACGCAACGUCAUCAUCGUGCGUCCAUUCAAACUGCCGGCAGCGGGACUUUGGGCGAGACAAAAACGGAAUAAACGUGCACAAAAAUAGCACGUGCUGAAAAUAUUUUAUCGUUGAUUACAUCGAAAAGAUUUUUCGCUUUCCGAGAUGUUAGAUACUGUCGAAAAGGAGGACACCGUAAUUAGUGAGGAGGAGGCUGCUCAGUACGACCGACAGAUUCGACUGUGGGGUCUUGAUGCACAAAAGAGUAACAUUGGACUACAUCAAAGGCUGCGAGGAUCUCAUGUGCUGCUUGUGGGUCUCCGAGGGCUUGGAGCAGAGGUUGCCAAAAACCUCAUCCUAGCAGGAGUGAAAGGGUUAACGCUGCUAGACCAUGAGGAGGUGACAGAGGAGUCCUGCCGAGCCCAGUUCCUAAUUCCUGUGGGUUCCGAGGGACAAAACCGGGCUCAGGCUUCUCUUGAGCGUGCCCAAUACCUCAACCCGAUGGUUGACGUCAAGGCUGACACAGAGCCAGUGGAGUCCAAGCCAGAUGAAUUCUUCCUGCAGUUUGAUGCAGUUUGUCUGACUGGGUGUCCCCGUGACCUCAUGAUCCGGAUUGACCAGAUCUGCUCUCAGAAAAAUGUCAAGGUCUUCUGUGGGGAUGUCUUUGGUUAUCAUGGAUACAUGUUUUCCAACUUGGGCCCAGAGCACCACUAUGUAGAGGAGAAACUUAAGGCAGUGAAGCCCUCUGAGGGUACCAGUGAUGGACCUGAUACUAAGAAACCAAAAGUUGAUCCCAGUGAGACCACCAUGGUAAAAAAGACUGCCAGUUUCUGCUCCCUUAAGGAAGCACUAGAAAUUGAUUGGACAAGUGAGAAGGCCAAAGCAAGCCUGAAGCGAACCCCUGCUGAUUACUUCCUUUUGCAAGUCCUGCUCAAGUUCCGCACAGACAAGGGCCGGGACCCGCAGCCCAGCAGUUUUGCAGACGAUUCCACUAUCUUGCGGCAGAUCCGAGAUGACGUCCUGGAGGCGCAGGGUCUGGCCAGUGAUCUGAUCCCAGAUGAGUUUGUCAGUUACUGCUUCUCAGAGAUGGCCCCGGUGUGCGCAGUGGUGGGGGGCGUGCUGGGGCAGGAGAUCGUCAAGGCUCUCUCCCAAAGGGAUGCUCCCCACAGGAAUUUCUUCUUCUUCGACGGUCUGAAGGGCAGUGGCGUGGUAGACUACUUUGCCACCAAGUGAGAAGCCUUUGCCUCUUGGAGAGAGGAGCUGACGGGUGCCAUUGGACACAUUCCUUACCUCACCAGCUCUGCCCUGGAAAAAAUGUGGGAUGUUGUGAUGUUUUACACCUUGGCUUUUACCAGGCUAUAGAUUGGACUGAUAUUGAUCUGUUAAAAUUCUGCCCAGUGUUGUCCAUGGCUUCUUGUGGUGCUCAGAUUAUGUACGCGCUUCCAAACACCCACUCACCUACCACGCACAGGAGCGAUUGCUGGUUUUUUAUCCCAGAACUUAUGCCCUUGUUCCUCUGUUGUCAAUUGUAGUUUAUAAUAGAACAUGUGACUACUUGCUGUAUUGUACUGUAAGUUUUCUCUCAGUCAUUUUGGAGCCGAUUUCAGUUCUCACAUUAACGGUUCCAGUCCUUUCUAUACUGCCUCAGUGAACCCUCCCAAACAAAAGAAGGCAUUUUUACGUUUUGUAAUAAAAAAGAAUAAAACAAAUUGCCCUUGAACUAAAACAUUUUCUGUUAUGGUUGUUUUCAGGUGCAUG
This is a messenger RNA of Scleropages formosus (Asian bonytongue), 1740 nucleotides long. It is a transcript of the gene sae1, whose product is annotated as SUMO1 activating enzyme subunit 1. The record is from RefSeq and is a predicted model, not a curated record. Bases 148 to 1215 code for a protein of 355 amino acids. The transcript has 10 exons. Gene Ontology annotation, molecular function: SUMO activating enzyme activity. Gene Ontology annotation, cellular component: SUMO activating enzyme complex; cytoplasm. Lineage: Eukaryota; Metazoa; Chordata; Actinopteri; Osteoglossiformes; Osteoglossidae. Gene Ontology annotation, biological process: protein sumoylation.